AAUAUUUGUUUCCAGUGACAGAAAACAAAAUCCUUUCCUUCCAUUGGGAAUGGACGAAUCACGCCCCGCUUUUCCCUCGAAUUCAGCGUAAGCUUUCCUCAAAGCCGAAAAAGAAUCUUCCAGAAACUUCUUUUCUUUGAGGAGCCAUGGCCGAGAGUCGGAGAUCCACGGGGACGGUUAAGUGGUUCAACUCGCAGAAGGGUUUCGGAUUCAUAACUCCCCAAGAUGGAACCGAUGAUCUCUUCGUGCACUUCACUUCCAUCCGAUCCGACGGCUACCGUUCUUUAUCCGAGGGUCAGUCCGUUGAGUUUCUCCUCGAUUACGGCGACGACGGCCGCACCAUGGCCGUCGACGUCACCUCCGCCGUUAGAUCUCGCCGUCCAGGGGGCUUCCGCGGCGGAGGAGGGAGGGGAAGAGGAGGAGGCCGCGGCGGAGGGUUCGGUCGGAGAGGAGGAGGUCCUGAGUGUUAUAAUUGUGGAAGAAUAGGUCACUUGGCGAGGGAUUGUUACCAUGGACAGGGUGGUGGUGGUGGUGUUGAUGGUGAUGGUAGGAAUCGGAGACGCGGCGGCGGUGGCGGUGGAGGAGGACGAGGGUGUUUUAACUGUGGGGAGGAAGGGCAUUUUGUGAGGGAAUGUCCGGAUGUUGGGGAAAGGAAAUGAGUGAGAAUGUGUUAUGUUAUGAUUUCUUCUGUUGAAUUGUGAGUAUGUUACAGUCAUCAGUUGGGGUUGGUUACAUGGAUUCUGUUAUUUUUGUUUCUAGCCAUUGGCAUUAAUUUGCUUCCAAACAUGUUUUCCACGCUUUGCUAAAUUGUUUUAUCUUAAUGCGCUUCUUUUCAACAAGUGAUCGAUUAUAUAUGGUUUGAAUAUGAA
Messenger RNA from Glycine soja, 869 nucleotides. Its product is annotated as glycine-rich protein 2-like. NCBI's taxonomy places the organism in Eukaryota, Viridiplantae, Streptophyta, Magnoliopsida, Fabales, Fabaceae. The coding region runs from base 147 to 659 and encodes 170 amino acids. The record is from RefSeq and is a predicted model, not a curated record. Gene Ontology annotation, molecular function: zinc ion binding; nucleic acid binding. The transcript has a single exon.